Messenger RNA from Quercus lobata, 2787 nucleotides. Its product is annotated as scarecrow-like protein 34. NCBI's taxonomy places the organism in Eukaryota, Viridiplantae, Streptophyta, Magnoliopsida, Fagales, Fagaceae. The transcript has a single exon. The record is from RefSeq and is a predicted model, not a curated record. Bases 351 to 2681 code for a protein of 776 amino acids.
CCAAAAUCUAGUGUGUUUGAAUUUUUUCUGUCACAGAAAGAGCUGAGCUGAGCUGAGAGCCCCUUUGAUUCUGAGUUACGUACGCUACUUUCUUCCGUGUCUCACUUUCUCAUCUUUCUCUUCCGCUUCUGAGUCUGAAUCUAAUGUUCUUCUACUUUCAGACUUUUUUUUUCUUUUUUGCUUUUUGUAUACACCUAUAUAUGUUUAUUAAAAUCCUAAAUUUUGAUCUCAAUAUCGCUAUAUUAGGUAGUCUUUAAUGUUUAGAAGUCUCAGAUUUUAGUUUCCCAAAUCAGUUUUAGACAUAAAAUCAGCUAUCUACGCUUUCUUUGCUUUGUUUGACCCUAUAAAUUAUGGAUUCAAGCUUUGAUUUCGUAAACGGUUUUUCUACUAAGUCGCCAAAUUCUGAGGAUCAGUUCUCAAAUCUUAUAAACGAGUACACAUUCAAUCAACUCUCUCCUCCUCCUACAGACCUUAAAUUCCUCGAAAGUACAAAUCUUUCACCUGAUCUUGAUCUGGAUCCCACUGGUUUUGAGCCCUCCAUCACCACCACCAUUGGUCCAGAGGGUCAACCAUAUGAUCCACCACAUGUUGUUAUUCUGCCUUUGUCGCAGGAAGAUUCCACGUUGUCCCCGGACGACAGUGAUUUCUCUGAAACAGUUCUCAAGUACAUAAAUCAGAUUCUCAUGGAAGAGAACAUUGAAAACAAGCCCUGCAUGUUUUAUGACCCUUUGGGUCUAAAAAACACUGAGAAAUCUUUCUAUGAUGCUCUUGGUCAAAAAUACGACCCUCCUUCACCAAAUCAAAAUAGCGUUGAGAGUCCUGUGUUUUCUUCAAGCAGUGGUGAUUAUGGUACUACUAGUACUAGUAAUUCUGGCACUGUCAAUGAUUCUCAGGGGCUAAGUGAUCAUGGAGAGCAUAACUACCAACCUUCUUCUUCACCGCCUCCUAAUCUGGGUGAGUAUAAUGCUGUCCAGUCUAAAUUCAAGCCCACUGAUCAUAAAUCACAGUUUUUGGGGAAUUCGUCAAAUGGUAGUGUGAAUUAUUUGGGUGAUGGGAUGGAGGUUAUGGCUCAGAAUAUUUUUACUGAUAGUGAGUCGAUAUUGCAAUAUAGGAGGGGGUUAGAGGAAGCUAGUAAGUUCCUUCCUAAGAGUAAUAAUUUGGUUAUUGAUUUGGAGAGCAACACAGUUUCUUCUUCUGAGUGGAAGGGAGAGGAUGUAAAGGUGGAAUCUUUGGUGGUGAAGGGUGAGAAAGAGAGUGAUUCGCCGGAUGGGUCAAGAGGGAGGAAGAAUCGUGAGAGGGAAGAGAUAGAAUUAGAAGAAGGUAGGAGCAAUAAGCAGACGGCUGUUUAUGUAGAGGAGGAUGAGUUGUCAGAUAUGUUUGAUAAGGUUUUGCUUUGUACUGAUGCACCGGCUUCAAUGUGCGGUGAUGAUUGGGAACCUUUGCAGAAUGGUGCAAGCAAGGCCUCCUUGCAGACACGAGGAGGUAAUGGUGGGAAAGGUAGUCGUAAUAAGAAGCAGGGCAAGAAGAAGGAGACAGUUGAUUUGAGGAGUCUUUUGAUUCUAUGUGCACAAGCUGUCUCAGCAGGUGAUGGUAGAACUGCUAAUGAGUUAUUGAAGCAGGUUAGGCAACACUCAACCCCUUUUGGGGAUGGGUCUCAGAGAAUGGCUCAUUUCUUUGCUAAUGGUCUUGAGGCACGCUUGGUUGGCACUAAGGUAGGAACUCAAAUUUUUUACACAUCAAUGAUUUCCAGGAGGGUGUCAACUACUAAAUUGUUGAAAGCUUACCGAGUUUAUCUUUCGGCCUGCCCUUUUAAGAGGAUCUCACUUUUCUUUGCUAUUAAAAGUAUUUUGCAAGCAGCAGAGAAAGCAACUACUAUUCAUAUUGUAGAUUUUGGUAUCGAAUAUGGUUUCAAGUGGCCACUUCUUAUUCAGUUUCUCUCAAAAUGUAGACGUGAAGGAGCUCCGAAGCUACGCAUUACAGGGAUUGAUCUUCCCCAACCUGGAUUCCGCCCGACAGAGAGCAUUGAGGAGACUGGUCGUAGAUUGGAAAAGUACUGCAACCAGUUUAAUGUUCCUUUUGAAUACAAUGCUAUAGCAUCACAAAACUGGGAAACUAUUCGAAUUGAGGAGCUUAAGAUAGAAAGGAAUGAGGUGCUUGCUGUGAAUUGUGCAUUUCGGAUGAAGAACCUACUUGAUGAAACAAUUGAAGGGACUAGUCCAAGGAAUGCAUUUUUAAACUUAAUCAGGAGAAUGAAACCUGACAUAUUUGUUAAUUCUAUUGUUAAUGGGUCCUUCAAUAGCUCCUUUUUUCUCACGAGGUUUCGAGAAGCACUCUUCCAUUACUCUGCAUUGUAUGACAUGUUUGAUGUUACUAUACCCCGUGACAAUCCAGAGAGGUUGAUGUUUGAGAGAGAGUUCUAUGGGAGGGAGGCUAUGAAUUUUAUAGCACAUGAAGGGUUGGAGAGAGUUGAGAGACCUGAAACAUACAGGCAGUGUCAAGUCAGGAUUUCGAGGGCUGGGUUCAAGCUACUCCCGUUGAACCAAGAGCAAAUAAGUCGCUUCAGGGCUAAGAUGAAGGCAUGGUACCACAAGGAUUUUAUUCUUGAUGAAGACAACCACUGGAUUCUUCAGGGAUGGAAGGGCCGGAUUGUCUAUGCUUCCUCUUCUUGGGUGCCGGUUUAGGAAUCAUGUAAAAAAUCUUUCUUUCUUUCUUUCUUUUGGGGUUUUUGAAACUAGAAAGUGACAAAGGGUGUACUUCAGAUAGAUGAUAGAUGAUAUUACAAUGCCA